UUUACAUGCAAACUUUUGGCUAAAGUGAUAUCAAAUUGCAAAUGCCUCAUCUUGAACUAAAUGAUAUCAACUUUGCAAUGCGAUAAAAUAAACAUUUUUCGUACCUAUCAAUUUUCAAAGUGAACAAAAGUUGUGGUGUUGAAUGAACUACUGUUCUUACAGCUUCGGUCUGAAACGGCUGUUGUUGAUUUUGUUUCUUAAUAAUGUGGAGCAGUAAUUAUCAACAUACGAUAAUGAUUGGUGCAGUGUCGAAGUUAGAUAUUAAAUUUCUUUUGCAAAAGAGCUAGAUUUAAUUAAAAAUUCAUAACCAUUUUGCAUUUUUCUAUUUUCGAAAUUCAAAAUAUGGAUACAGUAAGAUCUGCUGUUCAAAGAAUGUCUGAAGUUGUGUUUCCAGGCAUUAAGAUUUCCUAUAAGCAUCAGAUGACUCGAAAAUCAGAGGAAAUAAUGUCAAGUUUACCACUACAAAUGUGCCUGUAUUUUAAUGCUAAUUAUUCUCCAUUGUGGAUUAUUAGUCGAAUUGGAUGCCUUACGUAUAAGUUUUCAGAGCUGUCCCAAUUGUAUAGAAUUUUAUUGACCGGUGUUGUGAUUGUAAUGGCUGUGGUUGAAGUGGCUCGAUUAUACCUUGGUUAUAAAGGAAAUCUCACGGAAAAGGUACCAGAACUGGCUGGAUUUUGGAUGCUUACUUUAUUCUUACAAUUCCCUUUACAUUGUUUGUGUACUUUUAACAGAGAUUACACUGUUCUACCAUGGGAAAGAGUAACAGACGUCAUACUGAUGAUAUUUAUUAUCUUGGAAAUUGUGACUGGUUACCUUGCUGUUAAAAACAUUACAAAUCAUCAAGCGUUAAAAUUUAAACUUCAGAUGAUGAAAUAUAAUAUUGCAAGUCAAAGUGCAGAAACAAUUCUUGAAUAAAAUAAAUUGAUUUUAUAUUGAUUAUGACUGAAUUUACUUUUAAAAGUGGCUUUUUUCUUUUCUUGAUUUAAAAAGGAGAUAUAUAUCUUUGUAGUAUAUGCAAUAAAACUUGAAAUUUUAUUAAAAUAUUUCAUUUUUAUACACAUGAAUUUUUUUUUUAACUUUAUACUUUAAUCUAGUUUC
Uloborus diversus is the source of this 1095-nucleotide messenger RNA. RefSeq names its product transmembrane protein 17-like. NCBI's taxonomy places the organism in Eukaryota, Metazoa, Arthropoda, Arachnida, Araneae, Uloboridae. Gene Ontology annotation, cellular component: ciliary transition zone. The record is from RefSeq and is a predicted model, not a curated record. Bases 343 to 912 code for a protein of 189 amino acids. The transcript has 4 exons. Gene Ontology annotation, biological process: non-motile cilium assembly.